Coffea eugenioides is the source of this 1798-nucleotide messenger RNA. RefSeq lists its product as uncharacterized. The coding region runs from base 368 to 1468 and encodes 366 amino acids. Gene Ontology annotation, cellular component: Golgi apparatus. NCBI's taxonomy places the organism in Eukaryota, Viridiplantae, Streptophyta, Magnoliopsida, Gentianales, Rubiaceae. Gene Ontology annotation, biological process: carbohydrate metabolic process. Gene Ontology annotation, molecular function: acetyltransferase activity. The transcript has a single exon. The record is from RefSeq and is a predicted model, not a curated record.
GAAAGCAAAAAUCGGAAGCAAAGGUCGCAAGUAGCAAGUCUCCAUCAUCCUCCUCAGUCCGUCCUUCCUCGGCCAUCUUUGUCAGCUACCAGAAGGAAAGCCUCUUCAAGCACCAAAUUUACACGCACAACACACACUGACUCUAUCUAUCGCUCUCUCCCUCUCUCUCUCUGUAGUUGUAGCAUUUCCAUCACCCCCAGAAAGCUCCCUUAGCUCACAAUCCACAGCCCUCUGCCCCUUCCCCACCCAUCCCAACCCUAGAGUGCCCCAGACAAAUAAGCACAAGGAUUGGAACCCAGAAGUUUGAUUCUUUUUUUGCCGCUUCAAAUGUGAAAAUUAUCAAGAACCCACAUCAGAAAUCACGGAAAUGAUGUUAGGGGCCGUCCAAUUUGGAGUAUUGGCGGCCUGUAUAGUACUCUUUGUACCCAUGGGAAUGGCGGGUUGGCACUUGAGUCGCAACAAAAUGCUGUUUUUUAGCGGUGCCCUUUUCAUUACUCUUGCGGUAGGCGUUCAUCUAACCCCUUAUUUUCCUUCUUUUUCCGCUUUUAUUCCAUCAUCAUCGUCUUUGCCUUCAUCACCAACUGUUGUAGCUUCUUCUGUAAAUCGUGAUUCUUGCAUUUCCUCUUUACACGAAAUUGAAUUUCAUAAUCAAGAUUCUAGAAAUAAUGACAGUACUAGUGAAAAGAAGUCUUGGAAAUGGGUAGAUUCUAAUAAGGGUGUAGUGGAUUGUGAGUUUCAGAAGUUGAGUAAAUCUGAUGCUUCUGAUUUGUUAAACGGGUCGUGGGUCGUUGUUGCUGGUGAUUCACAGGCGAGGUUGAUGGUGGUUUCUUUGUUAGAAUUAUUAAUGGGAUUGGACGAGAUAGAAAGGGUUAGAGGGGAUUUGUUCAAGAGGCAUAGUGAUUACCACACGACUGUGGACGUGAUCGGGAUGAAGUUGGAUUUUAUCUGGGCGCCAUAUGUUAGUAACUUGACGGAUUUGAUGGUUGAAUUUAGGGAGAAAAGGUACCAUCCAGAUGUUUUUGUGAUUGGGUCAGGGUUGUGGGACAUGUUACACGUGAAUAAUGCAACUGAUUAUGGUGUUUCAGUGAGCAGGUUGAAGGAUUCGUUGAUGCCACUUUUACCUGUUACUCCAGAAUUUGAAUUUGAGGAUAGGCCGGUAGUAGUUCGCUCACCUCUUAUGUUUUGGCUCGGGAUGCCAACAUUGAUAAACUCGAUUUUGAAUACAGAGGAGAAAAGAGCGAAGAUGACUGAUGCAAUGUGGUAUGCUUAUGAUGAGCAGAUUUACAAAAGUAAGCUAGUGCGGAAUUUUGGAGGACCUCUUUUCUUAUUGGAUAUUCACUAUUUGAGUAGCAGAUGUGGAAGGACAUGUACAGUAGAUGGGAUGCAUUAUGAUGGAAUUGUUUAUGAAGCUGCUGUACAUAUCAUGUUGAACGCGUUGCUCAUUGAGUCCCAACAGAGGUUGUCGUGAUGCAAUUUUGGUUUAGUUAGUUAAUUAAGGAAACCAGAAGCAUGGAGGAGCAAAAUCAUUCUUCCAUGAGUUUCAGCUCUAGUUGCUUCAAUGUUGCAUGUAUGAUUCUUUCAAGCCCACUUCCCUUGAUAUGGGAAGUUUUGUAUUAGUUGUUGGUUUAUAGGUUCAUUUUUGCCCCCCUUGAUAAUUUGUAUCCAUACAGACACUUACAAAACUUGUAUUUCAUAGUCAAGGAAGCCACUCCUGUAUCUCAUUCAAUUUUGAUGUGAAGAGAUACAAUGAUCUGAAUUGAUGUUUUUCCACAUUAGUUAUGAAUGUUUCUGAUACAUA